This is a messenger RNA of Closterium sp. NIES-65, 1023 nucleotides long. The record is from the annotation of a GenBank genome assembly. NCBI's taxonomy places the organism in Eukaryota, Viridiplantae, Streptophyta, Zygnematophyceae, Desmidiales, Closteriaceae.
AUGUGCCGGGUGGAAUCACUUUUCGGGAUUAAGACGGUGAAAAUGACGAACGUGCGUAUCAUCUACCUUCCAGCCAACACAACCACCUUUGUGCAGCCCCUGGACCAGGGCCUUAUCGCAUGCUUCAAGAUGCGGUUCCGCCAGCUCAGGGUUGCAGAGCUGAUUAAGGUGUUCGACGAGGGUACCAGUGGCGCCGAACUCCGUCGCUCGAAACCAGGGGCUAGACUUACCGUGACGUGGAUUGGUGAUUCAGUGAAAUCUAUCGAUGCAAGCACUAUUCAAAGGUGCUUCUGGCGCACGGGAUGCCUUCCUGACCAGUGGCUGCCGCAGCUGGAACACGUGACCCCAACAACGAUGGGCUCACCUAGUGGAGUUUCGCAGGCCGUCAUUGCAGAUCUCUCAGACGCAAUUCAGCGUCUGCAGCUGGGCCAUAGGGCAAUGAGCCCUAUGGAGUUCGUGUGCUUUGACGAGCUGCAGCCAACGAGUGAGCUGAUGGAGCCGAAUUUGGAACUCGGAGUGGACUGCGAGAUGCUCAACUCAGAAUUGUCCUUCACCAUGCAGACCAUGACUGCAGAUGCUCUGCUUGACCGAAGUGAACGUCGUGUGGCGCGCCAAGCCACAGAAGUGCUCAUCACUUACGCUCGGGCGAAGGGCAUCCAGCCCCACGCCGCACUGGCAAGGGCAAGGGGGGCAAGGGAGCGGGUGGAGCCAGAGGGGGCGGUGGAGGAGGCGGUGGGGGUGGAGGGGGGAGUGGGGGUGGCGGGGGGGGUGGUGGCGGGAGUGGAGGUAGUAGUGGCGGCGGUGGAGGCGGAGGUGGCGGCGGAGGUGGUAGCGGAGGAGGCGGUGGGAGCGGUGGGAGCGACGGUCCUGGUGGGGGAGGUGGCGGUGGCGACGGGGGUGGCGGUGGAGGCGGGGGUGGCGGUGGAGGAGGGGGUCGGAGUGGCUCGUCCCAGCGGAGCAGCUCUGGGGGUGGGGAGAGGUGUGGAGGCGCCCACACAGCCCGUCGCUGCUUUGGCCGCCUGA